Messenger RNA from Penicillium griseofulvum, 510 nucleotides. RefSeq lists its product as uncharacterized. NCBI's taxonomy places the organism in Eukaryota, Fungi, Ascomycota, Eurotiomycetes, Eurotiales, Aspergillaceae. The record is from RefSeq and is a predicted model, not a curated record. Gene Ontology annotation, molecular function: glutathione peroxidase activity; glutathione transferase activity. Gene Ontology annotation, biological process: glutathione metabolic process. The coding region runs from base 1 to 510 and encodes 169 amino acids. The transcript is spliced from 3 exons. Gene Ontology annotation, cellular component: mitochondrion; peroxisome.
AUGCCGCCUAUUGCAGUGAAGAACAAGUUCCAAUGGAUCAACAAAGAACGUAUCUACUGGGCUCGUCGUUUCCAGGUUCCCAUGUCUGAGGCGAUCCCGAAAGGAUUUCCCGCAGCCACUUCCCACGUCCAGCUCGCUUUCUGCCUUUUAGCUAGUAAAUUCCCCGAGAAGCUAAUUCCCAUCGUGGAAAAGAUCUCUCGUGGGUUCUGGCAAGAGGGUAAUCCAGAGGUGCUCACUGAACCUGGUUUCUCUGCCAUUUUUGAGAGCGAGCUUGGCAUCGAGAACGCCAAGCAGGUUUUGGAUGAGUUGAAUAAUACUGAAGCGAAAGCUAUUUUGCUUGAACGCACACAAGCAGCUUUCAAUUCGGGUUCCUUCGGUUUACCUUGGUUUGAUUGCGUUGACGAUCAGGGAGCGAAGGAAAGCUUCUGGGGAGUUGACCAUUUAGGACGUCUAGUGGACUUCCUGAAACUAGAUGCCAGUCUAGACAAGGCUUUCCGAGUCAUGCUCUGA